CCCCCUUAAUCGGCAGACACGAGAGCAUCACGCUAGCUGUCGUCGUCGGUGUGCCCUUGAGGCGACGCUGCCUGUUGCUAUCCGGCAAUUGGUAACCGACGUUGAUAGCGGUGCGAGCUUUGGCAACGUGGCUUCACGCUCGGGGUCUUUAUCGCGGGUGCAGCUCUCCCGUCGGAGGUACAUCGGCCCGCCAGACGCCCCGACGGAUGCCAUCGAGCGUCGGCAGGAGGACUACGUGACGGCAGAAAUCUCGCAUCGCUUGUCUUCAAGGAGAGCCAGAGGUUGACCCGAUUCCGCUUGCUCCUUCAAAGAUGCCAGCCCACGAGGUUCGGAGUUCCGCACCACCUCCUCCCCACACGGAGGUGUCCUACAAAAAAGUGGACCUUUUCAACGUCCAGGGCCUUCUACUACAGCAGGACAGCUUCGAUCGUGACAAGAUCCGCAAGGUCCUCUGGUUCAAGCCUUUGCCUGGCGACAUCUUCGUCGGUUCCUAUCCGCGCUCCUGCUCCACCCUGGCGCAGUACAUAAUCUGGUCGCUCUUCCACGAAGGCAAACCGCUGCCAGACUUCCACACCCUCCUCACCAAAGAGUUUCCUUGCAUCGAGGUCGUUGACGCGGACACAGUGAGCCCCAGGAAUGGCUCGCCACGCCUCGUCAAGCACCACCUCCCCCAGGCCUUCUCGCCCUCGGGAGCCGACGGCAAGCACGUCGUGGUGCUGCGGAACCCCUUCGACGUCUGCGCCUCCAACUAUGUACAUCUUGGCAAGGGUUACGAGGGAAAAUUCUCGGACUUUUUCGAGUGCUUUACGCGGGGUGAGGUGGCCUUUGGAGACUACUUCGACCACGUGCUGUCCUGGUACGAGCGGAGGGAGGAUCCCAAUGUCCUACUGCUUUGUUACGAGGAAAUGCGUAAAGAUCCAAUCGAAAGCGUGCGCAAGGUGGCGGAGUUUGUGGGCGUGGAAGCCAGUGAAGACCGACUGGUUCAGGUGGCCCGUGACACUGGACUAGAGGUGACGGUGGCAGGCAGGAGUCAUCUGGAAGAAGAGGUGGUUAAGGGAACGGUGGGCUGCUUCAAGGAGUUCUUCUCUGAGGACCAGCAUCGGAUCCUUGCAGACAUAAUCCGGGAAAGAUUCGCCGGUACAGAUCUACUUCGAGUCUGGGCAGAGUUUCUCUGACUGCCCAAAGAGAUAGUUCCUUCCUUAAGGCUCUGCGCGGUGGCUUCGUCUUCGCUCCUUCGGCCUUCGCUGGCGACCAAGGGUGUGACAAAUAUGUUUGUGAAGUAGACCGAUGUCCAAUUCUUGCUUGUUACGUAUACUUGGCAUAAGAAGUACGUGAUACCAUUGCGGGAUCGUUGUUUUCGAAUUUUUCCCAUCAAGUUUGUUGCAGAGCGAAGGCUGAUUACCAGCACGGUGCCGUUUAAAAGUGCCAUUUGAACUCGGUGGACCUUGCACAACCGAUUGAAUAUUAACUAAAACAUGGCAGACAUCCAGCUCACAUCUGGCGGCUAAACUCAUCCUGCACACAGGAAUAUUCUCCGCUACAGGCAUCCUUGUGUGCAACGCACAGAAAGCACGUUCCAUACCACGGCGCUGCUUUUUGCCUUAAACGUGUUAAAUUUUCCGGUGCUCACGCUGUUUUGGGUCAGCACCUAGGUUUGUGUGUUUUUGUAUAUAUGGUGUAUGCCUAUUAAACUGCAUUGUUUUUUC
Molecule: messenger RNA, 1706 nt
Organism: Ixodes scapularis (black-legged tick)
Lineage: Eukaryota; Metazoa; Arthropoda; Arachnida; Ixodida; Ixodidae
Product: sulfotransferase family cytosolic 1B member 1
Exons: 2
Coding region: 312-1175 (287 amino acids)
Biological process (GO): sulfation
Cellular component (GO): cytoplasm
Molecular function (GO): sulfotransferase activity
Source: RefSeq, a predicted model, not a curated record